This is a messenger RNA of Phalaenopsis equestris, 1265 nucleotides long. RefSeq lists its product as uncharacterized. The coding region runs from base 57 to 1052 and encodes 331 amino acids. The transcript has 9 exons. NCBI's taxonomy places the organism in Eukaryota, Viridiplantae, Streptophyta, Magnoliopsida, Asparagales, Orchidaceae. The record is from RefSeq and is a predicted model, not a curated record.
AUUACGGCUGAGGGCUUCCAUUCUAUCGCAAGGUAACCGAUUCAGAGAAGCGGAAUAUGUUUUCAGCUCCAUCUCCUUCCCUCUCCUGCUCACGCCAUUACCAUCAUCUCCUUCAAAUCUGCGCUGUUCCUUCCUCUCUCGCCCUAAUUCCUGGUCCUGUGCGUUGGCGAUCUUACCCAGCAGUCACAGCGCGCGCCAAAUUCGAGAAAUUUGACGCCGAUAAUGCUCAGCCGCCACCACCCGCCACUCCGGCGGAGGCCGAACUGCAGCAGGAGCUGGAGGAAGACAGUGACUUGCCAUCAGAUUUGGAAGGAGCGAUCAGGCAGUCGAGCCAAGCUAGUGCUGCAUUCGUUAAUUCGGGAGGAAUGAGAGGAAUGGUUGAGCUAUUAAUCCCUCAAUUGCAAUUGCUUGAUGCUGAGGGUGCUCAAGGUGAACUGUGGGAAUUAUCAAGAAUUUUUUUAGAGACACUAAUAAAAGAGACAGGGAGUCAGAAAGUGAGAGCCAUAUUUCCGGAUGCUGGUGCAGCUGCUCUUCUGAAAUAUCAGUGGGGAGAUGCAAAUUUUGAUUUUGCGAGCUUAAGUGACCGGAGGCCUGUAGAAGAAGAAGAUGAGGUUGUAGUUAUGCUAGUUCCGGAUUAUCAGAUGCUAGAAUAUGUGGAACGUAUAGCAUCUCAGUUAUCAGAUGAUCCACCAAGGCCUCUCAUCAUGUGGAAUCCACGGCUUGUUAGUGAAGAUGUUGGAAUUGGGUUCAAUGCUCGCAAAUUACGCAGAAAGUUUUUAAGCACAUUUACAGUCGUUUAUUCUAUGAGGCCUUUGCCUUCUGGAGCAGUCUUUAGAUGCUACCCAGGACUUUGGAAAGUAUUUUAUGAUGAUGUAAACAGACCAAACAGAUAUCUAUUAGCAAAAGAGCAACCAAGCCGUCCCGAUGCGACCGACAUUGAGCAAAUCUUUGGAGCAAUUUCUAACAAAGUAGAGGAUUCAUCUUCUUUAUUGGGGAAGGCCAGGGGCAUGUUCACUUCACUGAACAGAUUCAUGAAAGCCAUCUCUAGGUGAUUUGAAUUGAUGAAGUCCCAAUGUAAAACAUUUCAUCACUCCCUCCCUCUCUCUCUCUCUCUCUCUCUUAUCUUCUCAUCUUCAAACCAGUGAAAAAAGGAAAGAAAAAGAGUUCAGGACUUCAUUAAUUUCUAGACUACUGUUAAUUUACUUUAUUGUCUCCAAACUCAUGCAAGCACCUUAAAAAAUUGCAAAUAAUAAAAUUUAUUUUUU